This is a messenger RNA of Boeremia exigua, 2970 nucleotides long. RefSeq lists its product as uncharacterized. NCBI's taxonomy places the organism in Eukaryota, Fungi, Ascomycota, Dothideomycetes, Pleosporales, Didymellaceae. Bases 71 to 2608 code for a protein of 845 amino acids. The record is from RefSeq and is a predicted model, not a curated record. The transcript has 4 exons.
CGAGGCCGCCGCGCCCGCCAGCCCCGACGUGGCUGCCGCGCCGCCGCCCGCCGAGGGCGGGUUCCGGCUGAUGAGCCGCUCCGAGGUCGAGAAGCAGACGGAGCGGCGCAAGACCAUGGAGAAGGAGAAGAAGAGCGCGUUCCCGCGCUUCAGCGGCUUCGGCAGCGCCAGCACGCGCGCGCGCAAUCACUCGUAUGAAGACGAAUCUCCAGCCUCCUCAAAGCGCGACAGCAAGUCCAGCAGUGGGACGCAAUUUUCCACAUCGCGUCCUUACAUUAACGGCCAGCAUGGGUCCACCUCGACCCUGCCGUCGUCGACCGACACGGGCUCGGACGACAACCUGUUUGCCAAUGUGCCUCGCCCGCAGAUCCCGCACCACAGCAGCUCCCCUGGUUCGUAUUUCGCCUCGAAGAAGUCGCUGCCAGCCCUGCCCAAGACUAGCUCAGGAGCGCCGCCCAAUAAUAGCUCCCUGCCCUUCGGCUUUGGUAAGCGAGAUCGCGCUAUGACAACCUCGAGCUACGCCAGCACGGCCAUGCCGCCCAAGCUUGACCAAGACCUGUCCUUUGGAGAAGACUCCUCCUUCGACGACAUCUUCACCGGACUAAACCGCAAGGCCUCCCCUGAAAUGUUGAGGCAGCCUGAGCCGACGGGCCGUUCGCUCCUUGCGGAAAAGCGCACAUUCCAGCCGGAGCCUAUCAAGGUCCUGCCACAGACACACAUCGAGCCACCCUUAAGGAGCUGGGACAGCCGCGGAUCAGCCGACAACCUCAUGGACUCGCCGCGUUCCGACACCGACUCACCACCCGUCCCGCCGCCGCACAAGUAUCAGCAGUACGCCCCUGUCUCCAUGGCCCCCGACAGCCCCGACCUGCAGUCGUCGGCCGCCUUCCAGGACCGCAAUGGCCACGCCGCCCGCGAGCCCUUUAUGCGCGGCGGCAGCACCUCGCCCGAGGAGCACAACACCUCCAUCUCCACCUCGUCCGCCAACUCCUUCGAGACGCCCCUUUCAUCACGCUCCGCCUCGACGAAUGCCACGCCGCGUGCCCCGCUGCCGCCGUCGGCCAUUGCCUACAACGACGACGACGAGGACAACAUGUUCGCCCCGCCGCCGUCCAAGCCGCACGCCCAGACUGCGCCUGCCCCCAAGCCCGCUCCCCCUGUCGUGGCGAACCCGCCUCGCCCUGUGCCUGCAUCAGGGUCACGCGUCAUGUCUCAGGCAGAGUUUCGCGAGUACCAGAAGAGGCGGGCUGCUGCCCCUCCUGCCGAAGACAGCGGCUCUGAUGACGACUACGAAGACGAAGAGGAUGCGAUAAAGAAACGCGAGGAGGAGGAAGUCCUGCGGCGGAAGAACCAACAAAUGUCCUUUGCCCGAGAAGCCAUGCGUCGCUCGACAACAGCACCAGGCGACCCGAGCAGACCCGAGAGCAUUGUUGACAAUGCUUUCAACUCGUCCAGCAUGGGCUUCCCCUCGGAGACAUCGUUGAGGGCAGAAGAAUGGGAGGACGAGGAUGUUCCUCUCGGAAUUCUUGCACAACACGGCUUCCCCAGCGCGGCGCGCAACCGAAACCCUAGCCAACCUGUCAAUGCUAUUCCCUCCGCCUUCCCAGAUCGACCAGCCUCUGCUGGCGCCAUGGGUGCCGCCCGCGCAUCGCACCUCCCGGCUUUUGCCAGGCACCUGCCGAUGGACCCACACAACUCUUUCAUCGGCGGUGGUCUGGUGCACCACGCGAACCGAGAGUCGUUGGGCUUCAACAACUUCCCUCGCGGCCCAGCGUCUGUCGCUGGCGAUGCAAUGGGCGGAGGCUACGGACAAGCUCCUAUGGGCGGCCAAACACCGCUCAUGUACCAGGAUGCCGGCUUGUCGGCGCCGUCCCUCGUUGAUCAAAUUCAGAUGCGCGACAUGACCAAGAAAAAAUACAUGGGUGGUGCAUCCAACAAAAAGCAGCCUGUCGAGGGUCCGUUCACCGGCAUGCUCGGAAGUCAGAUGAACGCUCAAGGUCAAUCAACGAACCCCAUGCGCAUGCCGCAAAUGCCAACGAUCAAUGGCAUGAACGGCAUGAAUGGCAUGAACAUGAACGCCAUGAAUCCCAUGAUGAUGGGCUCCCCAAUGGGCACCCCAAUGAUGGGCAUGGGCAUGGGUCAGAUGGGCUUCAUGCCGCAGCAACAGCAGGAGUACAUGCAGCAGAUGCAGCAGUAUCAACAGAUGCAGCAGAUGAUGGCCAUGCAAUACCAGCAAAUGCAGAUGCAGCAGAUGCAACAGCAGCAACAGCAAGAUCCUCGCAUGUCGAUGGCUAUGCCAAACACCAUGUUCAACAACGGGAUGAUGGGCCAGGGACAAAACAUGAUGGGCAACAAUUCGUUCCUGAAUGUGCCAGGCAUGCAGAAUGUCUCGAAUGGCACAUCGAUGACGCUGCAAGCUACCAGCGGCGGCGCCAACAAGCCCGGUACCAUCAAGGGCAUUCUAAAGAAGAGCCCGCAAAUCAACGUCGAAGAGAAAGAUGACGAGGAAGACUGGGGUUCCAUGGCAGCCCGCAAGGGCAAGUUUGGCAAGGGCAAAGACAGCACAAACUCGGGUCUGGAAGACCUGACACGCGGACUGAACCUUUAGCAGCGCAAAUCCAAAUUUUUAAUGGCUUGAAGAUUGAAGAUGGGAGAUGUUUACUGGUUGAUUUUGAGGUAAAUCUGCGAUAUGGAGCGAGUUUGGUUUCGGUACCUGCAUUUGCAUGGCGUUUUCAUUUGCUUGGCCUGGCCUGUACGGAAAAUUAUCAACGCGACUACCCCUUUGCUCAUUGAUCGAACACAUGGCAUUGAGACGGGGAUGAGAGAAAGAGAAAGAGAUGAGAGUAUUGCAUGCAUAUCCAAGGCUCUGAUGGGGCUGUAUUUCUUAUAAUAUAGGUCUGGGCGGUACGAUGGCGACUAGGAUAGAAUUCAGUGUAAUUAUAAUACCAUAUGCUUCGGCUCAUCUCUGCA